Hevea brasiliensis (rubber tree) is the source of this 3723-nucleotide messenger RNA. RefSeq lists its product as uncharacterized. The record is from RefSeq and is a predicted model, not a curated record. Gene Ontology annotation, cellular component: nucleus. Gene Ontology annotation, biological process: DNA-templated transcription. The coding region runs from base 188 to 3508 and encodes 1106 amino acids. The transcript has 5 exons. NCBI's taxonomy places the organism in Eukaryota, Viridiplantae, Streptophyta, Magnoliopsida, Malpighiales, Euphorbiaceae.
CCUUUCUAGGGUUUGUUUAUCACAAACCAAAAUAGCAUACGAAUUUCCGUUCCCGACUCUGUUUCUAUUCACACUUGCUAUUCAACUUUAUCUCCGGCGUAUCUCCGGUCAUUUACCGGUCUCCACCGCCUCACCCUAGGCCAAAUAAUAGUAGUGAAGUGCGCAUGUGUUAUGGUGUUAGUCUAGCAUGUCCAACAAUCUUGUAUCACAGCAAUUGCCGAUGCAGGGCAUCCAAAUGGGUCAGCUGGAACCCAUUUCAAACAAUUUACACUCAUCAAUACAAAUGGGAAUAAUUGGACAAGGGAUCAAUGGUCCUGCAUUUCAGCAGAUGUCAAUGCCAAAUAUGCAGAUGGGAAUGAUGGGGCCAGGUCCCACUGAUGCGCAAUCACAACAUAUAUCAGUGUCAAGCAACCAAGCACAGCCAUUUGAAACUAUGCCUAAUAAUAAUGUUUUGCAGAAAUUAUCAGGAUCAAACAUGCAAGUGGGACAGAUGGAUCCACAGGCAUACAAUCUGGCAUCAGAACAGUUCUUGUUACCUAGCAAGCAACUGGGAGAGAUGGAAACCCUGUUGAACAAUGUGGGAUCCCAGCAGCCGUCAAUGUUGAGUAAGCGAAAGGCACCUAUCGAACCCAUAUUCAACAAUCCUGGAUUGCAGAAGUUGUCAAUGCCUAACAAGCGGGCUGCACAAAUGGAGCAUAGGCCAUGGUUGCAGCAAAUGUCUGUACCAAAUAAGUUACCAGUGCAUAUGCAAUUGCAGUCCAAUUCUAACACUUCUGGUUCUCAGCGUUCGCAAGCACCAUCUAAGAGAUCAACUUCUAGCAAAGCUGGUCUGCAGCAGUCAUCAAUUCAGAGAAAUUAUAGUGGACAACCAUCUCCAAAGGUUCAAAAUGAGUCAUCUGAAUCUGUAAGAUCUAAGCUAAGAGAGUCAUUAGCAACUGCACUAGCUUUGGUUUCUCAGAAGAAGGAUAAAAAUGAGGCUGCUACUGCAGGACCAAUACAGGAAAAUUCCCAACCUUCUGAACAAACUUCUGGAACUGCUGAUGUGUCUGAAGAAUGCAGGGGAUCUUUGCCCACCAAGAUGGAUCCUUUAGCCCAACAGUGUAGUGCUGUUCAAUAUAUAUCUCAAGAAAUUUCUUCUAAUAAUACUGUUGAUUCUAUGCAGACCUCAAAAAAUGAUGGCCAUGACAGUCAGUCAACUAUUUGUUCACGUGAUGAGGAUGCUUCAUUUAGUGACAGUUUUUUUGUCAAAGAUGAACUUUUACAGGGAAAUGGGCUAUCCUGGGUGUUGGAACCUGUGAAGAUGGAAUUUAAAAAGGACGUUGGAACUGCCCAGAAACAGACAAAUCCAGAGGUUCUCUGCAUGGACAGUGAAGGACAAGCAGCUCCAUCACCCCAAAUUUUGGCUACUAAAAUCGAAGCAGAACUCUACAAAUUAUUUGGUGGAGUAAACAAGAAGUAUAAGGAGAAGGGCAGGUCUCUAUUAUUCAAUUUGAAGGAUCGUAAUAAUCCUGAAUUGAGAGAGAGAGUUAUGUCAGGAGAAAUUCCCCCUGAGAGACUUUGCUCUAUGACUGCAGAGGAGCUUGCAUCUAAGGAGCUUUCUCAAUGGCGGAUAGCAAAAGCUGAGGAGCUUGCUCAAAUGGUGGUAUUGCCUGAUUCAGAUGUUGACAUGAGACGUUUGGUGAAGAAAACACACAAGGGCGAGUUCCAAGUAGAAGUUGAACCCCAGGAUAGUGUCUCUGUGGAGGUUGCCAUUGGGGCAAGUUCACUUGCUCGUACACGACCCAAACUAAAGGAGAAGGAAGUCUCUUCGCCCUCUAAACCUGAUCAAAAGAAAGAUAAAGUAAAUGCUGCUAGUGAAAAAAAUAGUUCAGAGGACCGGAAUGUUCUCAUGAUACCUUCUAGUGAAGGGAGUGACUUGAUGCAAGGGCUUAUGGUGGAUGAUGAACUUAAAGAUGCAGAAUUUCUUCCUCCAAUUGUUUCCCUUGAUGAGUUCAUGGAGUCCCUUAAUUCAGAGCCACCAUUUGAAAAUUUACCUGUGGAUAAUGGAAAAAUGACACCUGCCUCUGACAAGGGUGAUUCACAAGUCAGCUUGGAAUCCAAGUCUCCUGAUGCAACUCCAAGAGAUUCACGUGACACUACCUCCGGUAAACCUGAUGUUAUGGAUGUGAAGAACACAAAAUUGGAUGCUGAUGAUAAAUCCACCGACAAUCAUGUGAAAUCAAACGUGGCACCUCCUCUUGCCAUGCCCAAGGGUGAACGUGUUUGGGAAGGCUUACUUCAGCUGAAUAUUUCAUCCACGGCCUCAGUUAUUGGCAUUUUUAGAAGUGGUGAAAAAACUUCUGCAAAAGAUUGGUCUGGCUUUAUUGAGAUUAAGGGGAGGGUGAGAAUGGAUGCAUUUGAGAAGUUCCUCCAAGAGCUGCCGAUGUCCCGAAGUCGUGCUGUUAUGGCUCUGCACUUUGUUUGCAAGGACGGGUCUACGGAAAGUGAGCGUGCAGGUCUCAGUGAGGUGGCUGAUUCGUACGUCAUGGAUGGGAGGGUGGGUUUAGCUGAGCCUGCCCCUGGAGUGGAACUGUAUUUCUGCCCACCUCAGUCAAAGACUAGUGAAAUGCUCGCCGAGGUCCUCCCAAAGGGCCAAGUUGAUACCCUUAAUGCUAUCGAUAAUGGUUUAAUUGGUGUUAUUGUAUGGAGAAAACCUCAAAUAACGUCAACAGUAUCACCCAACUGGGCGUCACAACAUAAACACAAUUCAAAAAAGCAUCACUCCUUUUCUAGAAGACAAGAAAAGGAUGCUAAUGUCAAUGUGAAUGUCGCGCCUAAACAAGCCUUACCCCGUGUUGGGAUUCCUGCCUGUACUAAACCUCAAUCUGAUGAGGAUGACGAUGAUGAUGUGCCUCCUGGGUUUGGCCCACCGGCCACUCGGGAUGACGAUGACUUACCUGAGUUUAAUUUUUCACGUGGCUCUGUUGCUUCAGGGCCACAGUUUUCCACCCAUAGUGUUACUCGGGGGCAAGGGAUGCCUCCCUAUCAAUUACAUUCGCCAAAACCAUCUCGACCUGUAGAUCAAAUGAGGCAGCUUGUGCAAAGAUAUGGACAAACUAGUGCCUCUCUAGGGAAUUGGCAGAAUAAUAGAAGUAUUGGGGUUGCAAUGCAACCAUGGAACGAUGAUGACGAUGACAUGCCUGAGUGGCACCCUGAAGACAACAAAACACAGAUUCCACAGCUACAGCCAGUGCAGGUGCAUGGCAUGCAACAGCUGAUGUUACGUUCUCAUAUGGUGCCGCAGACGCCACGUCCUCAAAUUGCUCCGCAAGCCAUGCCUUUGCAAACCCCAAUGAAUGUGAUGCAUGGUCAGCAAAACACUACCCGGUCGUGGCAGCAGGGCGCUUGGACAGUUCCUAGUAACCAUGUUAAUGCUGCCUAUCAGUCUAAUGGAGCGCCAUCUGGACUUGAAGCUGGGCAGCAUGGCACGGCCUGGCGUAGAGAUGCUCCCAAAAGUAGUGGGUUUUGAAAUCUUUUUUGUAUUGUAAAUGUUAGGUCGUUUUUUGUAUUUGUUUUUUGCAUAUUUAAGUUAAUUCUGUAGCGUUUUUAGGUUGCAAAAGUGUGUAUGAAAAUGGGCUGUCAAAGCGAGUGGGAAGCAAAAUACAAAGAGCCAUUUUUGUGCACGAUGAAAAUAAAUGUUGUAAACUUGCACUUGUAAAGAAUUAUUUUGGAGUUGUGGUUUAA